This is a messenger RNA of Leptonychotes weddellii (Weddell seal), 2736 nucleotides long. Lineage: Eukaryota; Metazoa; Chordata; Mammalia; Carnivora; Phocidae. The record is from RefSeq and is a predicted model, not a curated record.
CCUCCCUGUGGGGGAGGGCUCCUGAGUGUCCACGGAGGUCGGCAGGUCGCGGGGUGGUGGCUACCCGAGUCUUUUUUUCCCUCUCCGUCUGUCCUUUUAUGGGCCAGAGGCUUCUGUCACUUCGGAACCUGGACAGCGAUGACGUUUGCCGAGGAUAAGACGUACGAGUAUAUCCGCCACCAUUACAGCAAUUUUGUUGACCGCGUUCAUGUUCCCGAGAUCCUGCCUUACCUGUCCUGCCUCACCACAAGUGACCAGGACCGACUGCGGGCCUCUUGCCAGCUCUCUGGGAACCAGGGCACCCUCUGGGAGCUCUUCAACAGCCUUCGGCGGCGGAUCGGCUGGGUGGAAUCCCUCAUCAAGGCGCUGAGGGCCUGUGAGCUGGUGGAUCUCGCUGACGAAGUGGCCUGCGUCUACCAGAGCAACCUGCCUGGGGUCCAGAGGCCACAGUUAGCUCCUGCUGAGAUUCCACAGCCCUCCAGACCUGCUGUGGCCCCCAGUGCCCCCUACAACGGCUACAGAGAGGAGGAGCCAAGUUUCCCCAUGCCUGUCCAGGACACCCGGCCACCAGAGUCCCUGGAAGAGAGUUCAAAGAAAGUUCCACAGAUGCCCCAUUUUGGGGCUGUCCUGAGGAGGCCAUCCGGCCCCCUGGAGCCCUCCUCUGACAUGGCGGCCUUCAGCCCUCUGACCUCCAGUGGGCACCAAGAGCAGGACACAGAACUGGGCAGUGCCCACAUAGCAGGCGUGGCCUCCAGCCUCACCUCACCCUGUGGGCCUGUGUCUCCGACUGGCUCCUUCCAGCCCUUGACCCGUUCCAUCCCCAGGGCGAGCCGUUGGCCUGCACCCUCCGUGUCAGCUCCGCCUCCUGGCACCUCCUCCUUUUCCACGGGCCCGGCCUGUGCAAGGGGUGCUGCUGACCCCGGUGAGCCUGGUGUCUGCCCCGGCGGGGCAGGGCUGUCUACCAGCUCACUGACCACCGGCACAGCACCCUCUGGGGUGCCUGCCAACUCAGCAUUUGACAGAACAGUGCCUUCCAAGUUGCCUGCCCACUCAAAACCCUCAGAGGCAGUGGCCACGAACGUGCUCACGAGUCUGCCACCGUCCAAACUGCCCAUCACCUCAGUACGUGCUGGGACAGCGCCACCCAGAGUGCUUGCGGGCCUGGUGCCUGAGCACAGGAUGUCCGCGAGCACGGUGCCCGCCAUCAGGAGCAACACACCCUCGGGUGAGUCUUUGCCCCUCCUAGCAGUCUGGGGCUCCGAGUCGGAGCUGAGCAAGCCGGGCAGGCUGACCUCCCGGGUGGACAGUGAGCCAUUCUCGGGCUGCUCUGUGGACCUGGCCCUCAGCUACAGCAUGUCCUUGGAUGCGGGGCCUGACAAUGCCCCAGAGGAGAACGAGUACCAGUUGGUGGAUUCCAUUCGGAUCCAAGUGGCCCAGGACCCCAGCGUCGAGCUGCUGGAGGGUAAUCCUGGGCCGCGUGCCACCCCACAGCCCCUGGAGGAGGAGGAGUCCGUCCAGGCCAGCCUCUGGGCUCCAUGGCUCGGGGCAGCUGCCGCUGGGGUGCUCCUGGCCAUGCUCCUGACCAUGGUAUACAGGCGGCGCCUACUCCAGUGAAGCCCUGGGCCCUCUCUGCCAUGGAUCUGCUCCCUUCCCCACGGGGCAUCCAGCCCAAGCGUGGACUGUGCUGUCUUCCUGCCUUGUCCCUUUUGUGGGGCUGGUGGAGCCUGGGUCAGAGGGGAGCCAGGGGGCCUCAGGCCAGAUUUCUGUCCCAGCUCCUGCCCUCCCCAUGUGCUCCAGACCUCGCCCACCCUGCAGUCUGGGUUGGCACCUUUAUUCUCUGGAGGUGAGGUACCCCCAUCCGGGCUGUAUACCCUUUUGUCCAAGUCCACAGAUCAGGAGGUGCUGCUGGAUUGCGCAGGGGAUCAUCAGUGCCCCCAUCCUGCCCUGGUGCCUGGUGCGCAGCAGGGUGGGGGACCCCACAGGACCUUGCUCCAGACCCCAAAAGCCCAGCCAAUGCUCCAGGAGUAUCAGGGUGGUCCAUCUCCAGGGAUAUGGCUGCUUGAGGUCCGUCAAGAAGUGGAGGAGGUCCAGACAUUCUCCUGGACCCUGGGGAACGUAAGGCAGCUGCUAGGCUAAGGACUGCCUCUGAAGCCCCUCUCCAGCCUCCUCACCCCCCUCUUCCUUUUCCUUCCCUUCUGGUCUCCAUGCUCUUUAGCUGGGGGGGAGGGGGAGAGGGAUUUGGGGAGGAGAGGCCUGCCGGGCUGAGCUUAGACCAAGGUUUGGAUUUCAGCUCCACCACUUCCUGGGCUGUGUGGCCUUGGCAGAUGACCAGACUUCUCUGGUCUUGCUUCCCCACAUGGAUAGUGAAUAUCAUGGCUCAUCUCCACUGGGUUCUUCUGAGAUUGAAGCACACAAGUGUUUGUCAAGUGCCUGACCCAGAGUCGGUGAACACUGAUAGCUUCCCCUACCUCUCCCCUGCGCCACCUGGUAGACAUGAGGGUAUAAGAGGCAGAGUGCCCAGUGGGUAAGGGUGCUACUCUGCAGUGUGGGGUGGCCUAGGCCUGCACCCCACUCUUAACUUUCACUCUGUGCUCUGUCACUCUGUGCUCUUGAUUAACCUCUCCGUGCCUCCGUUUCCUCAGCUGAAAUAUGGGGAUGAAUAGUAAAACUUCCUAUGUAUAAAAACAUAGAUCUCCUAGUGUUGAGGAUUAAAUGAGUUUAUCUACAUCAACCUUA